CUAAAACUGUCUUCGAAUUGGGAGAAUAUUUUUUAUUGCAAAUGUUAAUUUUUAAAACAGAAAUGUAAAACACAAAAUCUAAUCGUGUGCCAACUUCAAAAUGUGUAUUCAAGAUCUCUUGAUAUUUUGUUGUCUUUUCGUUGUUGGAUCAUCGACGCACAUAACAGGAGAGUUUUCUACUGCAGAAUUCUUCAAGUUUUUAGUAAAAUUUGGUUUCCAAAAGACCGACAUACAUUUUCAGAAAGAAACAUAUGGUUAUAUUUUUGGAAACAUUACAGCAAACGAUCACUUUAAACAUCCCAUAACAUUUGCAGUUCUUGAUAGAAGACAUUUUUUACAUUAUUAUAAGAAUAGAGAUAUUAUUGAUAAAGAAAUGGCAUGUCAAUCAAUGUUCCAAAACUUAAAUGGAACUGCCUACCAUCCAAAAUGUAAUGCUUACGGUCAAGACCUAUUUCGACGUGUACCUUGUAUAAAGUCUGAACUAUGUAUUGACGAGGACACUCCAUGGAAUGUAAUUAAGAAAAAUCAAUUUACCUACGUGAUACAGAACACAGGGCAACCACGAUUUUGGUAUGUUUCUAUGGUUGCCUGCUACUUAAAUGAAGAAACUUGUUCAUGGCAUCACUAUCCAGGAGCACCAAAAGACAACAAAACAUUAAAAGCUAUGCCACAAGCAUUACAGUAUGACUUCUGGUUAGUGAAUGGAAGUCCAAACCUCUCAUUCUACAAUACAUUGUUGUAUCAAUUUUCAUUCGAUCGACAAAAUACAUUGGAAUUAUAUCUUAUGUUUUGGCUAUGUUAUAUUAUAUUGCUGCCCGUCCAGUUGUAUGCAGUUAGAACACAAAAGCACCCGGUAACAAAACUGUUCACAUUUAGUUUGGUCUUAGAGUUCAUAGCUCUUUGUUUCAAUGUUUUGCAUACUGUCAAAUUCGCUGUUGAUGGAGUAGGGUUUGCUGGUCUGUCAGUUGCAGGAGAUAUUCUUGAUAUUUUGAGUAGAACUUUGUUUAUGUUACUACUCCUACUGUUGGCGAAAGGUUGGGCAGUGACGCGGUUGGAACUUACAUACAAGCCCCUUGUUUUUGGAGUAUGGAUUAUAUAUGGUGUGGUCCAUAUUUUAUUGUACGUAUGGAAUACUAUUGAGGUCGACAUAAUUGAAGACAUCGAUGAAUACCAAACAUGGCCGGGAUGGUUGAUUUUGGCUCUAAGGGUAGCCAUCAUGAUAUGGUUCGUCCUGGAAUUACGUAACACGAUGAUGUACGAACAUAAUAUGCCGAAAUUGAACUUCUUUUUGCACUUUGGAGCUUCGAGCCUCGUAUGGUUCGUGUAUUUACCAAUAAUAGCAUUAAUUGCUCUGCAAGUCAACCCGUUGUGGAGAUUUAAAUUUAUUUUGGGUAUUACUUAUUCGGCGGACUGUUUAGCUUUUUGUGUGAUGGCGCAUUUGUUAUGGCCAACACGCUCAGAACAAUACUUACUUCUUGCGCCUCCUAACUAUACUGCUGGUAUAGAAGAACUGGACGAAUUUAACGAAUCCCCACACGUGGUUCACAGCGACACUGUCGCACUCACAACCGCCGAGAGUAUAAACGCUGACGAUGAAGAGGUCAUAUUCUCAAGGACGACACAUAAAAAUGGGAAUGCGUUCUCAUAGCAACCGGAGCACGCCCACGGGAAUCCUAACGGAGAAGCCCCGUUGGUAUCGCCACGAGUCAAUACACGCGGUUAGAGCAAAAGCCCAAUCUCUUAUGAUGAAACAAAAAGACGAGGAUGUCACUUGUGGUCCGUUGUCGAAGUAAAAAUGAAUAGUACAUUUUUGAUAAUCGUUUUACAUAAAAACCAUUGGGAUACACAUGUUUUUGAGUAAGUGUAUUUUCAUCCAGCUUAACCGUUGGUACUAUUGAUCAAAUAUCAAUUAUAAUAUUUAGAAGCUUUAUACGUUGAAUUUUUAUUUUUAAUAUUUGAAACUGCAAAUAUCUAAGUUUGUAAUUUUCUAUAGAAAAAUAAAGUGUCAUGAAAAAAAUGUCAAUUGAAAACCGAGCUAAAUAAAUGAUAACUGUAAGGAACCGAUAUAACAUUUAGACGAAGUACAAAAAAUGGGUGAUAAAGUGUUCGUCGCUUUUACAUUUUGGCAUUAUAAAUAUUUGUAACCCAAGGAAUAUUGUAAGUAUUUAUUGUGAAGAGUUUAUUUGUGAAUGUACUGAUUUUAAACACAAGUGGUAACAAAGGGUCUUAAAGUUUACGUAUAAUACAUUAUACAAUUUAUACAAUGAAUUUUGUAUUCUAGAAAAGCAAUUACAUUACAUAAUGUAUCUUAACAGUUCCUAGUCUUGCCAUUAUUGAAAUACAUAUAAGAAUAAGUGAGUGUGAAUUUUACAUUCCAUUGUCUCCACUAUCAAACAAUGCUUAUAAAAACCUAAUGUCUAAUGAUUUCAAAUGGUAAUUGAAAAAUUCGAGUAUUUUUUUAUUUUCAUUCUAAGGUUAAUUUAUGUACACGUUUUCUUUACCGUUGUCUCAUAAGCCUUAGAGCUUUAAUAAUGUAUGGGAUUAAAAGACCAAUAGAGAAUUAAAAUUUUGGUGUGGUUCAUGAAUUACUUUAAUCAUUUGGAAAUGAACAACAUGACUUAGUCUUUUGCGGCAUAAUUUGUGAUAUUAAAAAUGAAAUAUUUGUUUUCUUUAAAUAUCGAUUAAUAAUCUGUGCCAAGGAAACGGAAGCAAAUAGCCAUUCCAAUGGGAAAAAAAAUGAGAAUUUAUGUAAUAAAAUUUUUCUAUCCCUGUGCAUAUUCCAUUGAAAAUACUAUUUUUUUGUCAAAAUUUAAUGUAAAAGUACAAUUAGAUCUCAACACGUAAGUAAACGAUGUACCUAAUAAUAUUCGAAAAAAUGUACAUGUUAUGCAAUUUAAAUUUUAAUAAAUUAUACAAUUAUGAUCUUUAUUAAAAUAUUUAAAACCGCUAGAUUAGAUAUAUUUGUUCGCUAUAAUUAGUUUAAUUAUGUAUUGAAGUAAUAAAUUGUUGUGUAUAUAGUUUAAUUAUGUAAAUACAAUCUGUGUACUUUAUGUAGAGUUGUACGAUGUACCUAAUAACUGCUCUGAUGGUUCAGACAAACAAAAAUUCUGUCUUGGGCAAGGAAAGGUGACAAGUUUUCGAACUAUUCAAAUGUAGAUGUACUAUGUAUGUAGAACAACCACAAUACUGUUUAUUGUAUAACAGGUCCUCACUAUGUUUUUUAGCUUUAAUGAGUUUCUGAUAUUGCAAGGACCAUCAUCACUGGCAGCUUGAAGAUUGCGAGUAGGACGUUAAGGGCACAGAUCUAUCUACCUACUUUCUACUUCGUUAUUAAAUCUAAUACUAGAUUCGACAAAAAUAAACGCAUUCGCCGUGUCGUACCUAAGUUUACGUAUAUCAUUGGGACUAGUUAUCGAGUUAAAGUGGUAACUACACAAAAUAGACUAAGUGUGAAAAAUUAGAUUUUUUAUUGCCCAGAUAUGUGGACGAGUUUACUGCCCACCUGGUGCUAAGUGGUUACUAGAGACCAUAAACAUUUUAAAAAUUAGUUGCUCCUUUUCUCUAUAUUGGCCUUAACACAUUCCUUUAAAAGUUGCAGUCACUUAAUUAUUGCAUAAAAUACUUUGUCCAGUCUCGGAUUCGCUAUUGCGACUCUUAUGUAAUGUUUAGAGGCACCAGUUUGGUUUUUGUUAUGCUCUUAAUUUUUUUUUGAUACAAGUUGAUUAAAAUAGGGUCUAGUUUUGUGUUUAUCAAGGUUAUUUUGAACUCGACGUUGCUAAGAGGCUUAAUCAAAAUCUCAAGAAUCGCUCCGAUUCAACAUACUUAAUUAUAUAAUAUUUCAUUAUUAUAGUUAUGAACUGUAGAUAGUAUUUCAAGUUGUAGACUGUAGAUGUUAGAUUGUCUAGACUGAGAAAUGUGUACCGUUGAGUAUGUCCGAAACGAUCGUUAUAAAUAAAUAAAUAUAAAGAUGUCGUCUGAGAUACGACUGUCGUUGGAAAACCUCCACUUUGAUCUACUGUCAUUAUUCUUUGGUAUGAUUGCGGUUAAAUCGCUCUCAUGCAAAUCCAAAUAUGGUACGACGCAUAACAACACACAUACAAGUUUUUGACUAACCAUAACUGUAGGGUUGGCACCGGUGUUUAAAAACUAAACAACAAAUUAAAAUUAUCUUCUAGCAAAAUAUAUAGAAUUAUAUGUAUAUAGAAUUUAUUUUAUAAUGUUGUCGAAUAACACCUUAAUUUUUGGUGAACGCGAAAACUGGCAAGUAAUCGAAAGUAUGGAAAUAAUAAAGUGAAAACGAUAAAAGCGAGAUUAAACCCUAAAAAUAGUUUUAAUUCUGUCUCUGGCGACUCGCGAAGAUCUUUAUUAGACUUAUUUUGUUGCCAUCUAAAUGAACUAAAAUAGCAUGCGCUAUGUUACAGAAUGUAAGACAACACAACAGACCACGGUCGGUGUUGACAAAGAGUGAAUAAGUUUUUAUCAAAAUCCCAUGUAUAUAUAAUAUCUAUGUAUGUAUGUUUAGGCGGAAAAUUAUUUUGAGAAAGUCUUUAGAAUUAUAAUUAAAUACAUUAAAUAUUUUUUCGUUUCGCUUGAAUUGUAGACUAAACCUUUGUUUUCGAAUAUAUGUAGUUUAAAUUCACCUGACAUUGUGUUCUGUAAAAGUGAAACGUGUUUUGUAUGUUAUAGGUAUGGUAACUAUUUAAAUAUAUAUACAGUUUAGUGUAAUACACGAUAAUUUUAGUGAUUUAAUUAAGUACCAAUCUACAUUUUUAUGUAUUCUAAGAACAGCAUUUGAUGUAUUCUUAGUUAUAUCGAAUAUAAAGCACAGUAUUUUAAAUAAUUAUUUUACAACCAGCGCUGACAAGAGCUGAAAUUAUGUAAUAAUGUUGUUCCGGUAAUCGAUAUACAUGUAAAAAAUAGUCUGGUUGGUUGACCCGAAAUUAAAUUAAUUUUAUGAAUGAAAUGAACGAUGAAUGGGAAAAAUAGGUUUAUGUAUA
Molecule: messenger RNA, 4997 nt
Organism: Bombyx mandarina (wild silkworm)
Lineage: Eukaryota; Metazoa; Arthropoda; Insecta; Lepidoptera; Bombycidae
Product: transmembrane protein 145
Biological process (GO): G protein-coupled receptor signaling pathway; response to pheromone
Source: RefSeq, a predicted model, not a curated record